UUACUCAGUUUGUGUUCAUUGGACUUUUUCUAUAUUGAGUGAUUUAUCGAUGAACUCUGGGAGAAUGAGUGAUCCACCAUGGGGGAAAUACAUCUCCUACAUUUCAGUGAUUUAGGAAAACAUUGAGGACAUUUUUGUGUUGUGAGUUUGAUGAUCUGUUCGUCUGGUUUGAUUUAUUGAUUAUUGAUGAUCUAGAGGAGAGUGGAGAAUUCGAGACAAGUGGAAAAGGUUUCCGUCAGCCGUCGGUCGUGUCACGACGUAUGAGGACCCCGCAAGUGGUGUAAAAGCCCGGUGAGAUGGAUGUUACACCACGUAUAAACGAAGUAGUGACGAUAUAUGGAUACCCAUGGAUGGAAUUUGGCCGAAAUGUGCCAGCGAUACCAUCACGCUGUACCAGGAGUCCAGAGCUCAUCACCGAGUAGAGAACAGACUGGUGCCGUCGUGCAGGGGCUGUCAACUGCCCCUCACGUCGAACAGGCCAGUCCCUCUUAUUCCCACUAUACGAUGUUGGACAAUUAUGACAGGUCUGAGGUGACAACGCCGGUCAGUUAUGGGAGUUCUCCGGGUCUUCUGGCUCUUCAUUCCUCCCUGUACGGGACGCCAACCUCACGGGGAUUCGAUAUUGAUUCGAAUAUCGAUGGAAAUGAAAGUGGACUACCUCUGGAUGCUCAAAUUAUUCCGAUACCAGGUAUGUUGAACAGUCCUGCACAGCAGAGACUAGAAGACAUGUCCUGGUUAGCAUCAGGCCCGUCACUGGACUAUCAGCAGAGUCUCUCAUCGAUUCCUGGUGGCGUAAAGAUGUGUCAUCCCGGCAACUCGGCACAGCGAAGCCUCAAGGAACAACGGAUCAGGCGGCCCAUGAAUGCCUUCAUGGUGUGGGCAAAGGUCGAGCGAAAGAAAUUGGCCGAUGAAAAUCCUGAUCUCCACAAUGCCGAUCUCAGCAAGAUGCUCGGGAAGAAAUGGAGAGGUCUGACCCCCCAGGACCGCCGUCCCUACGUCGAAGAAGCCGAGAGACUCCGAGUAAUUCACAUGCAGGAGCACCCAAACUACAAAUACCGACCGCGUCGUAGAAAACACGCAAAAAGAGCACCAGGUGCACCAGCAUCACCGCCAUCAUCAGCAAAUACCCCGGGAACUAGGUCGACACCAGUCGGGGGCACGUCGGUGCAUCACUCAAUGACAAAGAUGGACGGAUACCAGGGGAUUCCCCAGUUACCCUGGGGCGGACACUCGCCAAUUUCCUCGUUGUAUCAUCAGCAAGGUCAACAUGGCAUGCAGGACUAUAAAUCGGAGAAUAAUUCAUUGUACGGGAGCCCGUAUACUCCGAUCAUUCACACUCCUGAUGCAUCACCCAUUGCUAGUCCCGAACCUGAUGGGGACGGGACGCACCUUCCAUCCUCACAGAAUCCGGACCCGGAGAGGGAACUUAUGGAGGGUACUAAACACAAUGAGAUGGUUGAACAGAGCAAACGCUACACCUACAUGAACACCGACAGUCAGUUGCAUACUGGACAUGCCGGAGGCACUACCAUAUCAUCCUGUCAGAAUACUCAUGGAUACACCGACACUCUGACCUAUAAGAAAUCCGUAAGUUAUUUGAACUUCGAGAGACAAACAACGAGUAUAGCUGCUGUUGGAAUUGCUAAUGGCAUGAUGGUAUCCUGCAACAAACUGAGGUCUGGUUUUGACAAUGUUGGCUCGGUUACCGGAACGUUUUAUCCACCGGUUGCUUCGCCACACGAUCAAACGCUCCAUUACAGUAGCCCACAGCCAUCCAAGGGGGGCAGUUACUCGAUGCAGGCUAAUGUUGAGAGUAAUUAUAAUCAUCAGAUUAAUUGUGGGAGUAGACAGCAGAGUGUGGGUUUGAGGAAUACUAAUGAUCAAUGUCCAACCGUAUCCCAUCGUUAUCAACUGCACCAUCAAGAGUACCAGCCAGAGCCCCAGUCAAACCAACAACACGUGCUGAGCCACCUGGAACCCACAAUGACGGAAGAGGAGCAGGAACAAUCCCUGCAGUUCGAAAAAUACUACAAGUACACACAUCCAACGAGCAUCGCCCACACAACCAUGACAACUCAGAGUCUCCUGGACAGCAAUCACAAUUACGCCAGUGAUUUGCGUUAUUACACCCCUCAGCAGAGCCAGAUGGAUCUCUCCAACAGUCAGUGCAUCGUCGAUGAUCAGCAGAGCAAGGAUAACCAGUGUUCAUCGAACAGUGGACACUCGAUUGAUCAGUAUCACCAGAGUAUCGACAUGGCGAAGUACCAGGAGCAGCAGCAGGCGCAUCAGCAGCCUCCGCACCCCAGUCAGCCCCAGGGGAUCGAUCAGGUGUCGAAGAGUGAUGAUGACUUCAGUGUCAUUCUCGCUGAUGUCAGGAAGACCUGCUACAGCAGUUAGUGAUACGAGGAUAGGAAUCUCAGCAAAAUGCGAAGGGGGGAAUGAGAGGAAGAAUCGAGCGGAAAUGACUCGAAAUUCUUGAAGGCUUCUCCGCGUGUCUUAUCGUCAGAUCUACUCCGGGACGAAUUUUGCUUCCAGGAAACGUGGGUUUCCUUUCUCACACACUGUUCCAGGUUUUUGAUUAUGGGGGAACGUAGGAGGAAAUUUCGUAGAAAAAUCUAGCGAAUUCUCUUGGAAAUUCUAAUGGAUUUCUAUGGAAAAAUUCCACAGCCUGUUUUCGCGUUUUUUAAAUAGAAUUAGAUUUUUCUAUACAACUUAUUUUAUCUAAAUGUCUUCUGCAGAAAUUCAUUGGCUCCAGAUUUCUAAGUGUUUUAUUUUAUUUGUUAAUGAGAAGAGAUGAAAAAUAAAGUGAUUAAACUUGGAAAAUUCGUGGCGAAGAAUUACUAUAGAAAAUGUACAGUGAAAUUAUACUAAUUAUGUCUAUAAAAUAUUUUCUAUUGGUUAUUUUCUGUAAAAAAGGCAUAGUAAAGUGGCGGAAUUCGUCAAUAGAAUCGGUUAAAAGCUAAUGGAAUUUUCAAUAGAAAUUCAAUAGGAAGUCAAUAGUGUUUUCUGUAGAAUUCUUUAGGGUUUUCUAGGAAAUUCUUUCGCGUGAAUUCAUUCCGAUGGACAGAUCGAUGUGUUCUAAUGAGAAAUAUGUACAUUGUUAAAUAUUAUUGGCUGGAAUUUUCGCUGCAUUGCAAGAAUAUUUCAAUCAAGCUGCAGUUUUACCGAAAUUUUAAGGAAUUUCAUGAUUGGAAAUUCACAAUUUUAUAGAAAAAUC
Diachasma alloeum is the source of this 3217-nucleotide messenger RNA. RefSeq names its product putative transcription factor SOX-15 (gene Sox15). Gene Ontology annotation, molecular function: DNA-binding transcription factor activity, RNA polymerase II-specific; RNA polymerase II cis-regulatory region sequence-specific DNA binding. Lineage: Eukaryota; Metazoa; Arthropoda; Insecta; Hymenoptera; Braconidae. Gene Ontology annotation, biological process: anatomical structure morphogenesis; regulation of DNA-templated transcription; cell differentiation. The record is from RefSeq and is a predicted model, not a curated record. The transcript has 9 exons. The coding region runs from base 337 to 2397 and encodes 686 amino acids.